Molecule: messenger RNA, 1961 nt
Organism: Cornus florida
Lineage: Eukaryota; Viridiplantae; Streptophyta; Magnoliopsida; Cornales; Cornaceae
Product: probable tRNA N6-adenosine threonylcarbamoyltransferase, mitochondrial
Exons: 13
Coding region: 129-1544 (471 amino acids)
Biological process (GO): tRNA threonylcarbamoyladenosine modification
Cellular component (GO): mitochondrion
Source: RefSeq, a predicted model, not a curated record
UAUACAAAUAUUUAUUUAUAUAUAAUCAAUUUGGAUAAAAUUCUGAUGGAUUCCGAAUCCGAAUCGUUUGGAGGUGUGGCACAAGCGCAACUCUCUGUAAAUUCCCUCUCACACACACAUAAGUGAAAAUGGCGUCGUUGGUGCCGACCCUUUCUUCAACUAUUUCCCGCCUAAAUCUUCUUCCCAGACCCUCGCUUCAGCACACGCUAAGAGGGCUUAGAAUAUUACCACUGCAUCGAAGACCCAUUUGGUCUCCUCUCAACUCUUCAUUCAAUUGUUUGUCAGCUCAUCUCUCUACUUCAAAUUUCAAUUCCCCCAAACCCUGUAGCGGAAAUUCAGCAAUUAUGGACGAUGAUGAUUUGGUUGUCCUAGGCAUCGAGACAAGCUGCGACGAUACUGCUGCCGCAGUUGUUCGGAGCAAUGGUGAAAUUCUUAGCCAAGUUGUGUCUUCUCAGGCACAUUUGCUUGCCCAAUAUGGUGGAGUUGCUCCUAAAAUGGCAGAAGAAGCACACUCACAAGUGAUUGACCAGGUUGUACAGGAAGCACUUGAUAAAGCUAAUUUAAUCGAGAAGGAUCUUUCUGCAGUUGCCGUCACUAUUGGUCCUGGGUUAAGCCUUUGUCUACGUGUUGGUGUGCAGAAAGCUAGGAAAAUUGCUGGUAGUUUCAAUCUCCCUAUUAUUGGUGUCCAUCACAUGGAAGCUCAUGCUUUAGUAGCCAGAUUAAUUGAGAGAGAUUUGCAGUUUCCUUUCAUGGCCUUGCUCAUUUCAGGAGGACACAAUCUUUUAAUUCUUGCACGUGAUCUUGGUCAAUAUAUACAACUCGGGACUACAAUAGAUGAUGCAAUUGGUGAGGCAUAUGAUAAGACAGCAAAAUGGCUUGGUCUUGAUCUGAGGAGGAGUGGGGGCCCGGCUAUAGAGGAGCUUGCCCAAGAGGGUGAUGCAGGAUCAGUCAAUUUCUCUGUGCCAAUGAAACAACAUAAAGAUUGCAACUUCUCAUAUGCUGGUCUGAAGACUCAAGUGAGAUUGGCAAUUGAAUCCAAAAAUAUAAAUGCCAAAAUUCCCAUUUCUUCAGCGAGCACCCAAGAAAGAAAUUCACGUGCAGAUAUUGCCGCCUCUUUCCAGCGUGUUGCAGUAUUACAUCUAGAGGAAAGGUGUGAACGAGCAAUUGAGUGGGCAUUGGAUAUUGACCCUUCCAUUAAAUAUUUGGUAAUCUCUGGAGGUGUUGCAUCAAAUCAGUAUGUCAGGUCUCGGCUUAAUCAGGUUGUAACAAAGAACGGCCUGCAACUUGUAUGUCCUCCUCCCAGCCUCUGUACUGACAACGGGGUAAUGGUUGCUUGGACUGGUAUUGAGCAAUUCCGUGUGGGAAGAUUUGAUCCUCCACCACCUGCCAAUGAACCUGAAGAUACUAAGGUUGAUCUACGACCAAGGUGGCCACUGGGGGAGGAAUAUGCCAGAGGAAGAAGUGAAGCUCGCUCUUUGAGAACGGCCCGAGUUCAUCCAUCUCUUACAUCUGUCAUUCAGGCAUCUCUACAGCAACAGUCUUAACUGGCUUCGCAAUUGUUUAUAUGGUUAUUUCAUUUGCAAGCAAUACCAUUUCUUUGAAUUAAAUGAUCUCCAGUUGUGGUAAGUCUUGCCAUUUUCACCCUGAAAAAAGUUCAGAUUGGAGAAUAAAAAGAGAUUAGCGAUAACAUUGUCAUUUUAGGAUAAUGCAGUGGCAUCAAGGGAAGGUUCCAUACUCGGUCGUGAAAUCGCAGCCAGUCUUGAAGAUUUACUUGCUGGCAAAGGUAUUCUUUAAAAUGGAUAGAACUCUUUGUAAGAUUUGCUUUUGUUUACUUAUGUUGAAUUAAAAUCUGUACCAUUUUGAUAUAACUCCCACCAUUGAUUGGAUUUGUACCCUUGGAGGGGAUGGUGAUGGUUGGAGUCGCUGGAAUAAGAUGUGCCAUAUUGUUGGAUUUUAUUAUA